This is a messenger RNA of Cheilinus undulatus (humphead wrasse), 10988 nucleotides long. RefSeq names its product vacuolar protein sorting 13 homolog A (gene vps13a). The coding region runs from base 76 to 9909 and encodes 3277 amino acids. The record is from RefSeq and is a predicted model, not a curated record. The transcript is spliced from 76 exons. Gene Ontology annotation, biological process: autophagy; protein retention in Golgi apparatus; protein targeting to vacuole. NCBI's taxonomy places the organism in Eukaryota, Metazoa, Chordata, Actinopteri, Labriformes, Labridae. Gene Ontology annotation, cellular component: extrinsic component of membrane.
GUCCUAAUGUAACGUUGAGGCAAGCGAAUCCUCAGGAUGUAAACAUGGUGACAGAUAGAUGAGAGACACGCCAAAAUGGUCUUCGAAAGCUUGGUGGUUGAUGUCCUGAACCGAUUUUUAGGGGACUACGUUGUCAACCUUGACAGCUCGCAGCUAAAGCUUGGCAUAUGGGGAGGUGAUGCUGUUCUCACAAAUCUUGAAAUAAAGGAAAAUGCCUUGAGUCAACUUGACAUCCCUUUUAAAGUCAGAGCUGGUCAUAUAGGACGGCUAGAGCUUAAGAUUCCAUGGAAAAACCUUUACACCCAGUCAGUGGAGGCAACACUGGAUGGUGUCUAUCUGCUCAUCGUCCCCACAGCAAGUAUAAAGUAUGAUGCAGAAAAAGAAGAAAAGCAGCUACAGGAGGCUCGUCAGAGGGAGCUACAGCGAAUAGAGGAGACAAAGCUGAAAGCCGCUGAGAAAGAGAACCCUAGUCUGGAGAAACAAGACACGUUUGUGGAGAAGCUCGUCACUCAGGUCAUCAAAAACCUGCAGGUUAAGAUCUCCAACAUCCACGUACGCUAUGAAGACGAUGUCACUAAUCCAAAUUGUCCUUUGUCUUUUGGAGUGUCACUUAAAAACCUCAGCCUUCAGACCUCUGAUGAGAACUGGAAUCCAAGUCUUCUGGAUGAAAACUCACGACUUUUCUUUAAGUUGGUUCAGCUCGACAGCUUGUUUGCCUACUGGAAUGUCAACUCGACUCUCUUCUCCAAUCACAGCCCAGAUGAGGCUUUGCGAUGUCUUCAGAGAAGCAUGGAAAUCAGCAGCUCUCUGUCCAUCAGCCAUGAUUUCAUUUUUCGUCCCAUCUCAGCUGAUGCUAAAUUACGGAUGAAUCCUCGCUCAGACUUGGACCACUCUUCUCCUAAAGUUGACCUCAUGGUCAAUCUAAGCGAAGUGGCUAUAGAGCUCAACAGACCUCAGUACAUUAGCAUCUUGGAGCUGCUGGGCUCUGUGGAUAUGAUGUCACGUAACCUGCCAUACAGGAAGUACAGACCCGUGGUCCAAGUUCACAAAAAUGCCUAUAUAUGGUGGAGGUAUGUGAUCACAGGCAUCCUUGAAGUGGAUGUGAAGCCUCGUCUCCACAUGUGGUCAUGGGAUCAUAUUCGUUGCCACAGGCAGAAGGUAAAACGCUACAGAGAGCUCUACAAGACCAAAAUCACCAGCAAGAAACCCAGCGAGGAGCUUCUCAAGGCACUAGAGGAGCCGGAGAAGACCUUGGACAUUUUUAACAUCACGCUGGCCAGACAGCAGGCUGAGGUGGAGGCAAGCAAAGCCGGCUUGUGUAUUUACCGUCCUGGGGUGAAGAUGGAGGAAGAGGAGUCCCAGGGCUGGUUAAGCUGGAUGUGGAACUGGGGAGGAGAGCCGGAAACAGAGAAAAAAGAAGUCAAGACUGGAGGUUUUGAUGAGCUGUUGACCCCUGCUGAGAAAGCUAAACUCUACACUGCCAUUGGUUACAGUGAGACUGCUGCUAAUCCAAACCUGCCAAAAGAUUUUGAGGACAUGAAGGUGAAUUUUCACAUGGAGAGGCUGACCGUAUCUAUUAAAGACAACAAGGACAAGAACGAGAUCAUCAAGCUGACCGUGGGAGAGCUCAUGUCCACGCUCACACAGAGGCCCGGAGCACAAGCUAUCAAACUAACAGCCCAGCUCAGUUUGUUUGAAGUCACAGGUCUGGCCAGUAACCGGCCUGCACCUACGCUGCUGUCAUCCCGCAAAGCCGCCACAGGAGACGGUACCCCACUGCUCUGCAUUCUGUUUGAGACCAACCCGCUGGACGAGAGCGCCAACCAGCGACUUCAUGUGGAAUCACAGCCGUUAGAAAUCAUCUAUGAUGCAAUAACAGUGAACAGUAUGUCACUGUUCUUCAUGCCUCCUGACGACCUGCAGCUGGAUGAGCUCACCAACGCUACGCUCAUGAAACUUGAACAGUUUAGAGACCGCACAGCCACAGGUCUAAUGUACGUGAUUGAAACACAGAAGGUUCUGGACUUGAAGGUGAACCUGAUGGCCUCUUAUGUCAUCAUCCCGCAGACGGGCUUUUACAACGGCACGCAGAACAUCCUGCUGCUGGACCUCGGUCAUUUCCAGAUGUCCAGUCAAAGCAAGAAGCAUCUGCCUCAGCUGUCAGUGGGUUCCAGCAAUAUUGAAGACAUCAUGUUGAGAGCGUAUGACAGCUUUGAUGUGCAGCUCAGCAGCCUCCAGUUUCUCUACAGCAAACCAGAUGGUGACUGGAAAAUGGCUCGGAAGCAGAAGCGUUCACCUCUCCACAUCUUAGAGCCUGUGGAUCUUAAAGUUGUUUUCAGCAGAGCCAUGGUUGUCAAAGACUCCCGCAUGGCAAAGUAUAAGAUGUCAGGAGAGCUCCCCCUGCUGUCUCUUCGCAUUUCUGACGUCAAACUUCGAAGUGUUUUGGAGCUAGUGGAGAGCAUCCCACUGCCUGAGAGCAGACCUGCACACAGCUCUGCUCCAUCCACCAAUACAAAGCCAAAGUCAUUCACCCCUCAGCUCACUCCCAGGAAGCCUCUGAACCUGGCUGACCAGCGCUCUUCUCUCAUUUUUGAGUCAUGUGAGACCAUCAGCAUCACUUCCUUGGGAUCUGAAGAAGAUUUGUUCUAUGACGCUCCCAGUUCUCCCAUCGGUGAUAAACCAUUCUUCCCAGAUAAUCCCAUGCCGCUGCGCUACGCAGACUUACACAAAAGAAAAAGUUUGUUGAAGGACGACGUUCAGAAAAACAUGACCGACCUGAUCUUGACCUUUGAAAUCAGUGAGUUUUCUGUUCAGUUGUGUCGUCUGUCUGAAGAUCAGGAGAUCACAGUGCUCCACCUGGACAUAGAGGGCCUGGGCACAGAACUGAAAAUACGCACCUUUGAUAUGACGUCCAACACAUACCUACGAGAGAUCUGCCUCAAGUGCCCUGAAUACAUGGACUCUGAAGAGAAGCAGGUUCAGCUGAUCACAACUCUGGACAACACAGAAGUUGACCUUCUUACCCUGGAGUAUAUUAAGGCUGAUAAGAACGGCCCAGAGUUCAAAUCUCAGCACAACAACACAGAACAGCUCAUCAAGGUGACCUUCUCAUCCCUGGAUGUCCACCUCCACACAGAGGCUCUUCUCAACACCAUGAACUUCCUCAGCAACCUCCUCCCUCCCUCCACAAAGAAGGAAGGUGGUCAAGAGGAGCUCCCCACCAUCCCAGAGGAGGAAGAGGCCGAGGCAGAGAAGGAGGAAGAGAAGAAAGAGGAGACAGCUAUAACCAGGAAAAAAAGUACAAAGAGUAAAAAGUUUGCAGAUGUGGUGAAUCUGCAUAUCAGAGCUGAUCUUCGCUGUCUGAAGGUUUUCAUUCGAGGACAGAAGGCGAGGAUCUCUGAGAUCAGUAUCGAAGGUCUGGUUUCUGAGGUUCUGAUGAGGAAGAAGGAGAUGGAGGUUCAUGCCAACCUGAAAAACAUUGUGAUCCUCGACUGUGACAAAGACGCUUUCUACAAGAAGGCGGUGUCUAUAGCCGAUAAGGAAGUGUUUGCCUUCCGCAUGGUAAACUACACAGAUGCAACAGAGGGAGACGCCUACCUGGACAUGUCUAAAGUUGAUACCUUUGUCACGCUGACUGUGGGAUGCAUCCAGGUCAUCUUCCUCAACAAGUUUGUUUCCUCCAUACUGGCGUUCAUCAAUAACUUCCAGGAGGCUAAAGAGGCCCUGGCUGAGGUGACAGUCCAGGCUGCAGAAAAAGCAGCGUCAGGUGUAAAGGAGCUGGCAGAGCGGAGCACUCGGAUUGCUCUAAACGUUCACUUUAAUGCACCUGUCAUCUUCCUUCCUCAGUCCUCGUCCUCCUCCAAUGUCAUUGUAGCUGACCUCGGUCUUCUGUCUGUCAAGAACUGUUUCGCCAAGCAGCCCUGUAAAAGCAAUACGAAGAUCCCGCCUGUUGUGGAUAAAAUGGCAGUGAAACUGACAGACCUCAAGAUGUACAGGACCAAAUAUAUAAAUGAAGGGUUUCAGGGAGAGACUCAGCUGUUGAAGCCAGUCAGCCUGGACCUGGAAAUCCAGAGAAAUCUGUCAUCCAACUGGUACCACAGCAUACCUGACAUCGAGAUCACUGCCCAUCUUAAACCACUGAGUCUGAUCCUCAGUCAGGAUGACAUGACAGUAGUCCUGAGGACUCUGAGUGAAAACCUCUCAGAGAAAUCUGAUGCUGUUCCUGCUGCCCCUCCUGUUCCAACCACAGACCACUCUUCUGACUCUGUGUCCAACAAAGAGUCUCAGGGCUCAGGAACCACAGGACCAGCCAGCAGUAACACAGUCGUGACGUCUGCUGUUGUGGAGACGCAGAAAAGCAGCAGGCUGAAGAUCACGCUCAAACUGGACUUCAAGUUUGACUCAAUGACACUCAUCUUGUACAGCCCCAAUGAGAAUGUGAUACAGCUGUUGGAUUCCCACGAUGAGCAGCUGAAGUUGGCAGAGUUCACUCUGGGCACAAUCUCCACCUCCGUCCACAUGUUUUCCGAUGGCUCCAUGAAGGCCUCAGUGCUACUGGCUACUUGUCUGCUUGAUGAUAAGAGACCCAGGAUCAAGAUGGUCACUCCAAGGAUGAUGGCGAUGCGUCCCGGUGCAGAACAAAACAUGAUGGUGGAGGUGAGCUACCAUCAGGGCCGAGAUGGCACCACUUUGGACACAUUGGUGCAGGAUGUUUACCUCUGUGCCAGCAUGGAGUUCCUGCUCACGGUGGCAGACAUCUUUCUCAAGGCCACCCAGCAGGGAUUCACUCAGGUGCCACAGUCGAAGAGCAGCAGCGGGGCGGGGGAUAAAAAGAACAUAAACUCCUCUGUCACAUCUAAAGAGUCAACUGCUGCUCCAGCCGUUGUGUCAAAGACAGAGAUGAAUGUUGUGGUGAGAAACCCAGAGAUUGUUUUUGUAGCUGACCUGACACGUGCAGACGCCCCGGCCCUGGUGAUGACCACAGAGUGUGAGCUAGUGAUGAAAAGUGACGCAGAGGGAUCACAGAUGACAGCUGCUAUCAAAGACCUCAAGGUAGUUGCUUGUCCCUUUCUGAGAGAGAAGCGAAGAAACAACGUGACGACGGUGCUGCAGCCUUGUCAGGUUUUCUUCCAGAGUACGCAGACACCAACAUCCCCUCAAGCUAUGGAAGUCUCAAUCAAUGCGCUCACUCUGAAGGUGUCUCCUAUCAUCAUCAACACUGUGAUCACAAUCCAGUCAGCGCUGACACCCAAAGCAGAGACACCUGAGGAGCUGGAAAGUCCUGUUCCUGUGGACUUGUGGGAGAAACGCAGCUGGAAGGAGCUCAAACUCUGGUUCCUAGACGAAGAGGGCGAUGAGGACACAGCGUCACUGGCUCCACUGAUACCACAGGGAGAGUCAUUACAGCUGAGCAUCAAGUUGAUAUGUCUGACUCUGGAGGCUGGAGUAGGACAUCGGACCGUCCCAAUGCUUCUAGCCAAGUCCUCCUUCCAUGGAGAUGUCAAAAACUGGUCAACACUCAUUAAUUUGCACAGCGAGCUCAACCUGGAGGUUCACUAUUUCAACGAGGUGAUGGGAGUGUGGGAACCACUGCUGGAGCCUUUAGAGGAUGAGACGAGAGACGGUUUUAGACCAUGGAGACUGGAACUGAAGAUGAAGAAGAAGCCACUGAAGUCCACUGAGAUGUUAGAUGAGUUGGACUACAACAUCCCCGACUAUAAGACCGUCAUUGUCAUCAGCAGUGAAGACCAGCUCAAUAUCACUCUUUCUAAAUGUGGACUCAGCAUGCUGAGUAACCUUGGCACGGCAUUUGCUGAGGCUGCCAAACAGACGGCAGACUCCUUCCAGAAAGAUGAAGCUCCAUUUGUAGUGAAAAAUCGCCUGGGCCUGCCAGUUUCUGUCCGCCACAGUGAGAUGUUUAGUCCCAUUGGCCAGCAAAGUACAAACAGCACCGUGCAGCUUGAAGAUGGAGGAACCCUCGGGAUGGAUUAUACAACCACAACAGACUCAGACCAGUUCUCAGCGAUGAUCUCUUUGAGUGGAAAAGACUACUACAUAGAGCCAACCCCGAUGGGCCACACCUCAGCCAGCGUGAUCCCCCUGAUCAAGGUGGGCAGAGGAAUGUACAGUGUGAUGCACAAUGAGUCAGGAGUCACUCGCUUCCUGGUCUGUCAGAUUUACUCAGUGGAGGGCAGCAAGUACAUCAAGAUCCGCUCUCCUUUCCAGAUCAUCAAUCAUUUCACAAUCCCAUUCAAAGUGUUUGAAGGAUCAACAUGUCUGGGUACAGCCCUUCCUACUGAGGAGUUCUGUGUUCCUCUGGACUCAUACAGGUCUGAGUUGAGCCUGCGGCCGGUAACAGAGGAUGAUGUUGACAGUAAAGACGAGCAGUUUGAGUGCUCAGAAGGUUUCAGUUACGAAGAUGUCAGCAACCAGCAGCCAGAGGCACGCCUACAGCAGAGCUGCCGUCGCACUGGAGACCAGGGCGGUGUGAUGGUUGUCAACAUUGUGCCGGUAAAAGAUGCUGUGACUUUCAAACACACUGGAGAAGCCGGGGAGAACUUUGAUGUGCCGUUUGUGCUUCACCUUUGGCCUUCCAUCCUGCUCCGCAACCUGCUACCCUACCCCAUCUCAUACAAACUCAAGGACAGUGGGGUCUCUGCCCCUGAAGCUACUCUGGACCCAGGUCACUCUGCCCAGCUUCAUACUGCAGUCAUCAAUCAGACAAGUCUAGAUCUUCGUCUGCUGAGCUACCUGGCUCAGGACUGGUCUGCUCAGUACAGGCUCCACAGUGACCAGGAAGAGAUCACCUUCAUAGUUUUCCAGUCUCUACGAGAGAAUGAUGAAGAUGAUGGUGAAGGGGAGGACAGGAAGAGGGCAGAGUUGGACAUAGCGGUGCAUGUUAAAUAUGACUUGGGACAAACGGUGAUUGCUAUCCACUCACCAUACUGGAUGGUGAACAAGACGGGCAGGCUGCUGCAAUACAAGGCAGAUGAUAUUCACCGGAAACAUCCGCUGGACUACGACAUGCCUCUGCUCUUCUCCUUCAAACCCCGAUAUUUCCUGAAAAACAACAAGGUCCGUCUGAUGAUCUCAGACAGCGAGCUCUCUGACGAAUUCUCUCUGGACACUGUGGGCAGCCAUGGAGAUGUGAAAUGUAAAGGUCGCUACAAAGAUUACCUGGUGGGUGUGAAGAUUGAUGCAAGCACCUUCAGUUUGACCCGCAUCGUGAGCUUUGUGCCGUUCUACAUGCUGGUCAACAGAACAAAGCACAGCAUCUUCAUCUGUGAGGAAGGGCAGGAGAACUGGACUGAGGCUCAACCAGAACAGUCAGCCAUUCCCUUCUGGCCUGAGAACGACACCAAGCUGCUGAAGAUUAAAGUAGAUGGAUGUUUGUUGCCUCCUCAAAGGAUCGACUUUACACGACCAGAAAACUGCCUCCUGCUUCAUCUGGACAACUCAGUGGGUGGGAUCAUUGUUGACGUGAACCUGUCAGAGCACUCAGCCACUAUCCGAUUCUCUGAGUACCAUGACGGUGCAGCACCUUUCCUCAUCAUUAACCACACCAAAGACCAGACUCUCCACUUCCACCAGAGCGCCAAGGAAGAAACCGUGUGGGUUCCUGACUCUCUGCUCGACCUCUCCUUCUCAGGGGAGGAGGAAAGUUCUCAAAAGGAAGCGGAGCACGAGGAGCUGGAGGCCGGGAAAGCUGUUCACUACACCUGGACUGAACCCACCGGGUCCAGGGAGCUGUGCUGGAGGUGGGGGGGCUACAGCGGGAAGCUGAAGAGUGAGGAGGACAUGCGUCAGGACAUGAACAACGAGGGAAAGCUGUUCUUGAUCUCCUUUUAUGAGGGUCUACAGCGUGUUGUGUUGUUCACUGAGGAGCAGCGAAUCUACAAGCUUCUCUGUGAGAGCGAGAAGGCUCAGCUGGCUGAGCAGGAAAUCAUCCUGUCACUCCAGAACGUCGGCAUCUCUCUGAUCAACAACAGCACCAGCCAGGAGGUCUCCUUUAUUGGGAUCACAAGCUCUGAUGUGGUGUGGGAAUUAAAGCCUAAGAAGAAGAACCGCUGGAAGACUCUGAGCACCAAAGAAGCUGAGAUGCUGGAGAACAAAUUUAAGGAGUACACAGAAUCUGGACGAGUGGACAGCGACCCAAUUGAAUUGGAAAAUAACUACCAGGUUGUUUUUACUCCUAACGGCGUGGACAUGCGGAUGCUGGAGCCAUGUGAGGCUCCUCUCAGGAGGCACUUCCUGCCUGGGGUUAAAGUGGAGUACAGCGUCUCACCUCGACAAAGCGCCUACCGAGUACAAAUCCACCGUAUUCAAAUCCAGAAUCAGCUGCCUGGAGCGAUCUUCCCCUACGUUUUCUACCCUGUAAAACUGCCAAAAUCUAUCACAAUGGACUCAGAGCCCAAACCUCUAACUGAUAUCAGCAUUGUAACCAGGACAGCAGGACACUCUGAUAUCUCUCGCAUCAAGUAUUUCAAGGUGUUGAUCCAGGAGAUGGAUUUGAAGCUUGAUCUUGGGUUCCUUUACGCCAUCCUGGACCUUUUCACAGCUGAGGAUGCCAGGAACACCAACUCAGAGCAGGAGGUGGAACUGUUUGAGAAGGACAUCGAGUACAUAAAGACAGAGCUAAACCACGUCUCUGCUGCUGACAACUCUCCAAUCAGCCUCUAUGAGUACUUCCACAUAUCACCCAUCAAGCUGCACCUGAGCUUCUCUCUGAGUACAGGAGGAGAAGACGGCCUGAAGGAGAAGAGGGACAAAGAAAUCAUUCCUGUCCAGUCGCUCAACCUGCUGCUGAAGAGCAUCGGUGCCACGCUCACUGACGUACAGGAUGUUGUGUUCAAACUGGCCUUCUUUGAGCUGACCUUCCAGUUUUGUACCACCCAGCAGCUUCAGUGGGAGGUCAUCAGACAUUAUUCCAAGCAGGCUAUUAAACAGAUGUAUGUGUUGGUUUUGGGCUUGGACGUUCUUGGAAAUCCUUUUGGACUCAUCAGAGGGCUGUCAGAAGGCGUUGAAGCCUUUUUCUAUGAGCCUUAUCAGGGAGCCAUCCAGGGGCCUGAGGAGUUUGUGGAGGGAAUGGCUCUGGGUGUGAAGGCUCUGGUGGGAGGAGCUGUAGGUGGUAUUGCAGGUGCAGCCUCCAGGAUCACUGGUGCUAUGGCCAAAGGUGUCGCUGCCAUAACGAUGGAUGAGGAAUACCAGCAGAAGAGACGAGAGGCGAUGAACAAACAACCCAGUGGCCUGAGAGAGGGGCUGACCAGGGGUGGAAAGGGAUUAGUGUCUGGAUUUGUCAGUGGCAUCACAGGGAUAGUUACCAAACCUAUUAAAGGAGCCCAGAAGGAGGGAGCAGCAGGAUUCUUUAAAGGUGUGGGCAAAGGUUUAGUCGGCGCUGUGGCCAGACCAACAGGAGGCAUCAUAGACAUGGCCAGCAGCACUUUCCAAGGGAUCAAGAGGGCAGCAGAAACUUCCCAAGACGUUGAAUCUCUGCGCCCUCCUCGUUUCAUCCAUGAGGACGGUGUCAUACGCCCAUACAAGGAGAGGGAAGGCCUCGGCAGCCAGAUGCUCCAGAAAAUUGAGAACGGACGUUUUGCCAAAUACAGAUACUUUGCUCAUGCCAAGGUCAAUGACUCUGACUUCCUCAUGAUCACCAAGAGGGGAAUAUUUUUUGUGACUAAAGGCACGUUUGGCCAGCUGACCUGUGAGUGGCAGUAUCUGUUUGAAGAGUUCACCAAGGAUCCAAUGAUCGUAGAGAACCGCCGUCUACGUAUCGAGGCCAAGGAAAGAGUGAAAUCCGUCUUCCAUGCCAAGGAAUUUGGAAAGAUAAUAAACUUUAAAACUCCAGAGAUUGCCAAAUGGGUCCUUGCCAAACUGGAAGAUGCAAGAGAGAGUUUACCGAAAUACUGAGCAACCACACAAGUGAGAAAUGCUACAAAAAGAAACACGCACACAAAGCCCAUGUGUGUGAGCCAGUGCCUUUGUUCUAUACUGCAUGCUACUGUUGUUUACCUUUAAACAAAUAAAGCUGUAUGUGGACUGUUAGUAUGUCGGAGGCUGAGUGAGUGGUAUGCGUGUAUGCAUGCAUGCAAAAAAAAAAAAAAGUGCUAUAAAUCGCCGGAGCUGGUGACUUACAUCCAUUAACAUAGACAUUCAGAUUACAAUGAACCACUUACUUCACUGUCUUUGUUCUGUUUGCACUAUGUCUUCUCCACACAUGCUGUACCAUUGAUUUUAAACUUUUAACUUCAUGCAGUCUUGUUUUCUAACGCGUCAUUUGUCUGCUUGAAUUUGGUGAAAAUGGAUUCAUCUCACUUUGCCUUUUACUGCCAUAUCUCUGUUUGCCAGUCACACUCCUACACAUGAUGUAGAUGCAUCCUGAACAACAUGGAGGCCAAAUCGAGCAUAAUUAUUGUAGCACAUUUAACAUUGUUGUAAAUUUUACUGGACAGAAAUUUACAAGUGUACAAGGGAAAUUAAAGUUUAGGUCCAGCUUUAUAACGCAUGUCAUUGAAAAUAUUGUGUCUGUUCUCUUUUACUCUUUCUCUUUUUUUAUACAUUUCUGCAAAAUAUGACUGUUCAGUGUGUGAUUUAGAGACGCAUGCUAUUUUUAUACUUAGUCUGCUGUAUAUUGAUCGAAGCAUUCUUUCUGUAUAUAUUCAUCCUUAAACAAGGGACUGUAUUGAGGCAUUACAGAUUGUAAUUUUGUGAAUUUUAUGUUUUUAUACAACACAUAUGCAAUGCCAAAUAUAUUGUUGAAUUAUGCAGAGGAAAAAAUAUAUUUAAAAGAAAAAUGAUAAUAAUGAUCAGCUGCUGUUUACUAUGAGGAGUAUUUUAACACUUGCUUUGGUUUGGGGUGCAUCACAGCUACUAAAUGUUUGUGUUGUCACGUCUGUCAUUUAUGCUUAAAGGGAGAAAAAAGCUCACUGCGGUGGAUUUAUGUUUCCUCCUUGUUUUCAAAAGAUUUAAUAAAAUAUGUGUUUAAACUU